Molecule: messenger RNA, 3926 nt
Organism: Colossoma macropomum (tambaqui)
Lineage: Eukaryota; Metazoa; Chordata; Actinopteri; Characiformes; Serrasalmidae
Product: cytochrome P450 2J2
Exons: 9
Coding region: 264-1742 (492 amino acids)
Biological process (GO): xenobiotic metabolic process
Cellular component (GO): intracellular membrane-bounded organelle; cytoplasm
Molecular function (GO): oxidoreductase activity, acting on paired donors, with incorporation or reduction of molecular oxygen, reduced flavin or flavoprotein as one donor, and incorporation of one atom of oxygen; iron ion binding; heme binding
Source: RefSeq, a predicted model, not a curated record
ACUGAACCCUGCUAUGCCAAAACAACACAAGAGCCUUUGUGCUAUCUAACCCCGCUACCAUUUAGCUCUAUCACUUAUCUCUCUCUCUCCAGAGAAACGUGUACACAUGCUCGACACACAUACUCAUGAGAACAUACACAGACAACCCCUACACACUUAUAGGCUGUGGUGACUGUUUGAAUUGCACUAUAGAAGAACUGUACCAAUGCAUGCUGGUCUAGACUGCUGCUUACUAUAUCAACUCUUCUAAGACAGAAUUAGCUAUGAUUUCAUACGCCUUAUUUGAGCUGUUUGAUGUUAAAUGGUGGUUGAUUAUCAUUCCUGUUCUCUUGAUUCUUAUCGAUUAUAUUUGGAACAAAAAUCCACCUAACUUUCCUCCAGGACCGCUGCCUUUGCCUUUUUUGGGAAAUGUCUUCACAGGAGUUGACUAUACAACUAUGGACAAGUUGGCAGAAGAAUAUGGGGAUAUUUUCAGUCUGCGGAGAGGCAACACUAAAAUAGUGUAUGUUUCUGGAUAUAAGAUGGUAAAGGAAGCUCUUGUCACUCAAGUGGACAGCUUUGCACGUUGUGUUACACCUCUGUUUGGUGAAAUUUAUGGAGGGAGUGGCCUGUCAUUCAGCAAUGGCUACUCAUGGAGGAAGCAGCAGCAGUUUGCUGUUAGCCACCUGAAGAACUUUGGAGAGGGGAGAAAGACUCUGGAACACCACAUCCAGCGAGAGUGUCAUUUCCUCUGUGAGGCAUUCAAAGAGGAACAGGGCCGUCCAUUUGACCCUCUGGUCAAAAUCAAUAAUGCAGUGGCAAAUGUGAUUGGCACCCUGGUAUUUGGUCAGCGCUACGAAUACGAUGACAUUCAGUUCCAGAAACUUCUACAUAUGAGUGCAGAGUCUGUGCACCUUACUGGCUCUGUGUGGAACGAGUGGUAUGAUGCAUUCCCAAGCAUAAUGAACAGGAUACCAGGACCACAUCACACUAUAAUCACAAACUACCGCAGACUUGCAGCCUUUCUCAAAGAGAAGAUUGAGAAACACAAACUGGACUGGGACCCAAAUGAGCCUCGAGAUUACAUUGACUCCUACUUAGCAGAAAUUGAGAAGAGGAAGAACGACAAAGAGGCCCGGUUUGACUUGGAUAACCUGGCAUGGUGCACGGUGGAUCUCUUUGAGGGAGGAACAGGAACAACUACCACCACCUUACGCUGGGCUCUUCUGUACAUGAUGAAAUAUCCACUGAUGCAGGUGAAGGUCCAAGAGGAGAUUGACCGCGUGAGUGGACGAUCACAUUUACCCACUUUGGCAGACAAGGCCAGCAUGCCAUACACCAAUGCUGUUCUUCAUGAGGUGCACAGGAAAGGCAAUAUUGUCCCACUAAACAUGUCCAGGGUGGCAAUAAAAGACACUACACUGGGGAGCUACUUCAUUCCGAAGGGAACAGUGAUGAUCACCAACCUCUCCUCUGUGCUGCAUGAUAAAAAAGAAUGGGAAACACCAGAUACCUUCAAUCCAGGACACUUCCUGAAUUCAGAGGGCCAGUUCCGCAGGAGAGACGCUUUCUUUCCAUUUUCCGCAGGUAAAAGGCUGUGUCCUGGGGAAUAUUUGGCUCGUGUGGAACUCUUCCUCCUCUUCACCAUCCUCUUACAGAACUUCACUUUCUGUCCUCCUCCUGGGGAAGAGCCCAGUCUGGACAGUCAUCUCGGCUUCACGCAGGCCCCAAUGCCUUACAAGAUCUGUGCCAUCCCAAGAUAAGGAGAUAAAGCCAUGUACAGACAAGAGGUGGGAAGAGUAACCUAAACCCCUACCUUAGUAAACGGAUGUCUAAGACCACUAGUGAAAGUGGUUCUAUUUUUCAUUCCUUUCUAUUUUAAGGUUUUUUAAUGUGAUGUACAAAUGAUGUUAGCAGCAUAACAGUUUCAGUGAAAAGUAGAAUCUUUGAAUGCUUACAUACAUUUUCAGAAUUUCAGAAUAUGUCAAUCGUUCGCUCUAAUGACAGUGUGCAUUCAAGCUGGCACUGACUCCACGGGUUUGUGCAAAGGCCUCUGACGAGCAGGUCAAAUUAAGUCUGAACAUGAGCUUCAAUAGAAGAGACAAGAAAAAAAUGAUCUUUUUGUACAAAGGCCUUAUACAGUGUCAUUUCAAUUUGAAUAGUGACCUAGAAAUAGUGCACAAUCUUGAAUAUUUCUUCUACAUUUUAUAUGUAUCAAUUUUCUUUGUUUUUAAUGUUUGAAAAAAUCUAAAACAUUCUGUUGUUUGUUUCAAAGUAAAAAAAAAUGAUUCUCAAUAUGGUCUCAGAUUUUUGGACCCCACUGUAUUUGAAGUAAUGAAUUAAGUAAAAAUAAAUGUACUUUUCCAAACAAACAACUUGAGUAGAAGUACAAAGUAGUGGGUCAAAAAAUUGCACUGAAUACUUACAGAACUGCAGAACAUCUUAUUACAUCCAGCAUCUAUCUGCACAUAGGAAUCGAAGUCUGAUAGACUCUGUUCUUCUCUUUUUGAUGCACAGUUGGUGAAAAAUGAAAGACAAACCUCAAAAGUGGAAAGAUGAUGUAUAGAAAAAAUGCAUGGUGCUUAUCAAAGUCAUCAAAAGUGAAGACUAUAAAUGAGAACUGUACUAUAAAUGAACCGUACUUCAUUUUUUUCAUUUUGGUUCUUGCUAAUGAUAAAUAGAUAUGCAAAUAAUAUACUACACAACUCACUGUCCUAAUGAACAUUUGAACAAUGAUCAUUUUUAUAGUUCUAUGCCACAUUUUUCUGUCCUUUUCAUUUUUUUUUCUGUGGUCCACUUAUGACAUUUGUGUAGGUUUAUGUACCAAAAACAGGGCAUCAUUUGUUUUUACAGGACCUUUUUUCAAUCUCUCCAUUCAUUAGAAUUAAACAGAAAUAUAUUUGUAAAUGAUCUUCUAAAGAUCUUUUUAAUUGGCUGUCCUGUAUUGUGCUUCAUUCAGAAAACAGUCUGGGCAGAAACAUUCCUUAUAACUUCAAUGUAAAUGGGCAGGACGAAGCUGCUGUAGACUGAAUAUGCUGUGUUGGUUUUUGUGACAUCCCAAAAAAAAAUGGAUUUCAAUGGGCCAUUUUUGCAGCUUAGUUUCUAUAUAUGGACUGUAUGGACUGGAGUGAACUUUUACCAUUUAUUGCAUACUAAGUUAAAAUCUUAUUUCAAUAGAGCAAGGAAAAUUGAAGGGAUUUUUAAAUGAUAUGGGCCCAAUAAAUGUAACACACCUAGUGAUUACAUGACGUAAAGACACCUGCUCUUUUUAAAGGGUGUAAAAACAAAACAAAAACAAUAACACUUAUAUUCACAGUCACAACAGCAACAAUAUUGCUGUUGUCUGAACAAAACAUUGUAUCUCCAAAAUGGUAACUUUACAGGAAAAGCAAAAACAUACAUUAGUUUUAAUGUAAGUCAAUGGAACCAGAUUUUCCAUGUAAUUUUGGGACAUUUCUUUUGAUCCUUUCAUCAUGAAAUUUACACACAAUGUAAAGAGAAACAGGCACUUUCAAAUUAUGUCAAAAAUUGAAAUGUGACAAAAAUGGAGAUACAAGGUUUUCUUCGGACAGCAGCUAUGUGUGGAUGUAUAGAGAAAAUCCCACAGGUACACACAUAUAUGAGCCCAUAGCCCGAACCUGAAAUCUAUGAAAACAUUUAAAAUAAUUCACUGUAUCUGUUAACUUUUAUUUCAUCUUUUAAAACUUAGCUGAAGACUUUCUUCUUUAUUUAAUUCAAUUCUUCUUUUCUACUUUACAUAUACAUAUUGUCGCUGUUGGAACAAAAGCUUGUAUCUCCAAAAUCAUAAUUUUACAGGAGAAGGCAAAAACAUUCUUCAAUUUCUAUCUUGUUUUUGUGUGGGUUAUUUCUUGUGAAGUGGCCAUGAUGUAAAUAACAGUAAUCAAACAAACAAAUAAAGCAUAUUCAAAUGAAAGCACAGUAUCUUA